Molecule: messenger RNA, 1200 nt
Organism: Cucurbitaria berberidis CBS 394.84
Lineage: Eukaryota; Fungi; Ascomycota; Dothideomycetes; Pleosporales; Cucurbitariaceae
Product: ATP-dependent RNA helicase fal1
Exons: 3
Coding region: 1-1200 (399 amino acids)
Cellular component (GO): catalytic step 2 spliceosome; nucleolus
Molecular function (GO): ATP binding; mRNA binding; RNA helicase activity
Source: RefSeq, a predicted model, not a curated record
AUGGCCGACGGAAUCGACCGCAAUGCUGACGACAAGAUGGAGUUUAGCACCUCCAAGGAGGUGACGGUGGCGCCUACCUUCGAGGCCAUGCACCUGAAAGAGAACCUGCUGCGCGGCAUCUACGCCUAUGGCUACGAAUCGCCCUCAGCUGUGCAGUCGCGUGCUAUUGUGCAAGUCUGCAAGGGCCGCGACACCAUCGCCCAGGCCCAGUCCGGCACGGGAAAGACGGCCACCUUCUCCAUCUCCAUCCUCCAGGUCAUCGACACGGCGGUACGCGAGACGCAGGCGCUCGUCCUUUCCCCUACGCGUGAACUCGCGACACAGAUCCAGUCCGUCAUCAUGGGCCUCGGCGACUACAUGAACGUGCAAUGCCAUGCUUGCAUUGGUGGAACGAACGUCGGCGAGGACAUCCGCAAGCUCGACUACGGCCAGCACGUGGUAUCAGGAACUCCAGGACGUGUCGCUGAUAUGAUCCGCCGCCGCAACCUGCGCACGCGCAACAUCAAAAUGCUCGUCCUCGACGAGGCCGACGAGCUGCUCAAUCGCGGUUUCCGUGAGCAGAUCUAUGAUGUCUACCGCUACCUCCCGCCCGCCACACAAGUUGUCGUCGUCUCAGCUACCCUCCCCUACGAUGUUCUGGAGAUGACGACCAAAUUCAUGACGGAUCCGGUGCGCAUCCUGGUAAAGCGUGACGAGUUGACCCUCGAGGGCCUCAAGCAGUACUUCAUUGCCAUUGAAAAGGAGGAGUGGAAAUUUGACACACUCUGCGAUCUCUACGACACACUCACCAUUACACAAGCCGUUAUCUUCUGCAACACGCGCCGCAAGGUCGACUGGCUUACAGACAAGAUGCGCGAGGCUAACUUCACCGUGUCUUCAAUGCAUGGCGAUAUGCCGCAGAGAGAACGCGACAGCAUUAUGCAGGACUUCCGCCAGGCCAACUCGCGCGUCUUAAUCUCGACAGACGUCUGGGCGCGUGGAAUUGAUGUCCAGCAAGUCUCACUCGUUAUCAACUACGACCUUCCCUCAAAUCGUGAGAACUAUAUCCACAGAAUUGGUCGAAGUGGUCGGUUUGGACGCAAGGGCGUCGCCAUCAACUUUGUCACCCAAGACGACGUUCGCAUUCUUCGCGACAUUGAGCUGUACUAUUCCACUCAGAUUGAUGAGAUGCCCAUGAACGUCGCUGAUCUUUUGGCGUAA